Molecule: messenger RNA, 676 nt
Organism: Microbotryum saponariae
Lineage: Eukaryota; Fungi; Basidiomycota; Microbotryomycetes; Microbotryales; Microbotryaceae
Source: the annotation of a GenBank genome assembly
AUGACAAUGCCGAGAGAAGGAGCCAGUAGCGAAAUCUGGAAUACAGGCAGAUCGAGACCCUCAAUAGGACAUGUUCAGGAGUCGCCGAUAACGAUCAGGCCGGAUUCAACGUAGGUCGAUCGCGAUCAUUGGACUACACGAACGAGUUCGGGUCAGUGGUGACAGUUCGAAUAUUAGGUCUUUCCUCUGUAAUCCCCUCUACUAUGCUGACAUACGUUUUCACAACAUCUGUCAUGAGCCAGGAGCCGUUCGAGGAAAGGUAGUAGUACCGUGAGUCAUCUCCCGACCUAUAGCGAGUUCGCCGUGCCGCUCGAUCUCGUGUACUGAAUUUUUGAGUUUUCUUUGGUCCCCUUCCUCAGAACGCAAUCCAAACGAAAUCCGUUCAUGUACCGAUACCAAGUCCGACUACUGCAACGCAUCUAUCCGUCACUUCGAGCUGCCCUUGGCUUCGAGUUUCAACUGCCGAAUUCACCUGUCCAAGAUCCGAAAGAACGCCGUUUCUCGAGUAAGCGGAGCAGCCAACAAAAUCGAUCCUUACCAGGAGGAACCAAACAUACUUUACAUGCAUCAGACGGCAAGCGUGUGGAGGAGUCUUAGGCUCCCUCGGCGAUUGAGGAUGGACGAGAUGUGCAUUGGGACUGCGGCGGAACGAAAUCGUGACCGAUGCGAGCACUAA